AUGCCAUGGGCAUUGUUGGCCAUGGGCGGCCAACAAUGUCGCUAUCCAGGUGCUGUUGAAGAAGCCCUUCAAUUUCAUCCUCUUGAUUUGUUUCAUCUUAUCCAGGAUCUCCAUCGAACAGGCUGGAGUGGAUUCGAUGACGAGAAGAAGCUCAAGCAAGUGUUACUCGCGUACGCUAGGUUCAACAAGGCUAUUGGAUAUUGUCAAGGUUUCAACGUCAUCGCUGCUUCUAAUCCUUCCAAGUGGUUGGAAUAUCGUACGGAUGAAGCUCUGAAGAUCAUGAUCUUCCUUAUUGAACACGUAAUGCCUCAAGGCUCAUCGGAAGCACUAGUAAUACCUACAACUUCAGAAAAUGAAUACGAGCCACCACUUCCGAAUAUCUUCUCUAUGCAUUGGUUUCUCACGCUGUUUUCCACAUGCCUACCAAGAGACUGUGUGAUGCGAGUUUGGGAUGCGCUGAUGUUACAAGGGUCCGAAAUUCUUCUUCGAACUGCUGUUGCAUUGUGGUCAAAAAUGAGCAGAAAAAUACUGCGAACAUCCAGUGCUGACGAGUUCUACACACUCAUGGGCAAGCUCUGUAAAGAGUUGGUGGAGAUGAAUCAGGAAGAGCAAGAUCAUCUUAUGACGGUGAUCUACACAAUGGCAGAGUUUCCGUAUCCAGGCUUGGCAGAGCUGCGGGAGAAGCAUAAAUGGAAUAUCCAGCCUCUCACUCCAUCAUUCAAGUUGGUUCGAAAAAGCGCCGACGACAUUCUCCAUGAUGGCCGAGCUGAAGAAUCAACUUGCUCACCAUGUUUGUUCCAACACGCUAUUCUACACAGUUUUUCUUAA
Messenger RNA from Cooperia oncophora, 828 nucleotides. NCBI's taxonomy places the organism in Eukaryota, Metazoa, Nematoda, Chromadorea, Rhabditida, Trichostrongylidae. The record is from the annotation of a GenBank genome assembly.